Molecule: messenger RNA, 864 nt
Organism: Botrytis porri
Lineage: Eukaryota; Fungi; Ascomycota; Leotiomycetes; Helotiales; Sclerotiniaceae
Exons: 1
Coding region: 1-864 (287 amino acids)
Source: RefSeq, a predicted model, not a curated record
AUGGCUUCAUAUCUGGUAGUAACCCCAGAGAUACCAGAAGACGAGAUUGGAUCAAGGAGAACGAAUUUGUACGCUCUCAUCAUGGAGAAGCCUGCACCAAAUGGUCUCUGUCUCCCCACGAUUGUUUCCCAAUCAAAGGUGUUCUAUUUAGCUAGGUAUCGUGAUAAUUCGAUAACUAGGGAUAGGAGAUCUACAGAAUGGAACAAGCUGGCUGCUAAAGAAGCUAUUCUGAAUGCACUGCUAGCAGCGUUGUCGACAAAACAAGACAGCUGUGGAAAAUCUCGAGAUACCACUAAGGCAGUACUGGGCCCCGUUCUAUCUCUCAAGAACAGCAUUCGCUACCAUCUAACCUCAGAUCCGGGAACACCGGAAUCAUGGCAUCUUCAGAAAGCAUUGCUUAUCAUGGAGCAAGCUGACGAGGAUCUCAAUGAAAUGCUCGCUCCAUCAAACUCAGCUUUGGAGGAAUUUCUUGACAACGAGAACGAUUAUUUUGAUGAGGAUGAUGCAGAGACCAUGAACAAUGAAAUUGCUGAGCUUUGGCCCGGUUUUGAGAAAUUCCCUACUACUGAUUUACUCACAUUGAAGAAGCAAAUCAUGGAAGCAGAUAUGUUCAUCGAGCACAGAUUGCUUCGUCCUUUUUUGGCAGAGGCAAUCUACCUGCUCAAGAAGAUUGAUGAAGAUCAAGAUCAGUCUGUAAUCGUAGAGACUGCUUUGAAGACAGUCAUUAGAGUCAUGAUGAGCAUUGGGUCCGUAGUUCAACAGGAAAUCCCGGAGGAAAUGGAGCUCCUGUGUGAAAGUAGCGAGACAUCCAAUGAGGUAAUGGAAGAAUCAGAUGGCGAUCAGAUGGAUACCGCUUCACAUUAG